Messenger RNA from Aspergillus affinis, 1251 nucleotides. RefSeq lists its product as uncharacterized. Lineage: Eukaryota; Fungi; Ascomycota; Eurotiomycetes; Eurotiales; Aspergillaceae. The record is from RefSeq and is a predicted model, not a curated record. The transcript has a single exon. The coding region runs from base 1 to 1251 and encodes 416 amino acids. Gene Ontology annotation, molecular function: zinc ion binding; nucleic acid binding.
AUGCGACCGGCCCGGCGACAACGAGACCCACAGACUGGGAGAUACGUAUCGAGCCGAGAGAGUACAGAAGACCUAGCGAGACCGAACAUUCCCGGAACAUUCGACGAUCCGAUAGAGACGACUGAACCGACUGAAACGGUCAAAGAAACUGAGCCGAUUGAGACGCCCGAGACGCUCAAGAGAAACGAUACAAGCGAGACAAUCGAGAAUACCGUACCGGAAGAGAUAAUCCGAAGCGCUAGUGGCAUCGCGAUAGAAGAUCCUAGCGAGCAACUGCAAGCAGAACUAGCAGGCAGAAUGGCAACUCCUAUUCCUGAGCCUAAAGAGGCAAAACCGAUCAAGUUAUUACCAUUUGACAUACCGAAUUUGACGAAGCAGAAUGUCAGAACAUGGAAAUCAGACGUGCAGGAAUUUUGUGAAUCACAAGGAGUAUGGGAGGUAGUAGAGCAGACUCUGAAGAGGCAAGACAAGCCAGGAGAGUUACAGAAUCUACUGGACAAGCCCUUAUGGGCCUCCCAAGAUGCAACAGCAAGGAUCUAUAUCAAGCGAAACAUCCAACAAGAGGACAAAGCAGCAGUUCGUGAUCUGAACAACUCGGGAGCAGUCUGGAGACAUCUGAUGGGUCGAUAUGAGCGGAAAACUGAGCAUGAUACUGUCAUAUUAGCUCAGAGGAUUACGCAAUGGAAGAAAGACCCUAAGGAUAGUAUUGAGAUAUCCCUCCAACAACUGGAGCAGUUGAACGCUGAUCUAUCUGAGGUUAGCGACCAGAAAUAUAAGUUCGAAGAGUUAAUUAUACUCGUUACGUUUCUGAACGGAUUGCCCGAGGAGUAUAAGACAAUGAGAGACUCCCUAUUCAACAAUAGCACGUUUGAACGAGGAUUGAUCCUAUCGAGACUGCAGCAGAAGGAGUCACAGCUGAGAAUCAGUAUCACUGAAGAAGCUGAGAAAUCUGCAAAUCGGAUAAAGCACAGUCGGGAAUGUUUCAAUUGUGGCAAGAUAGGCCAUUUUGCGAGAGACUGCAGAGCCCCUAAGAAGAAGAGAGAGCCAGAGGAAAGGAAUAGCCGAAGGGAUCGAUAUAGCAGAGAUUCGCGACAAGACCUCAGAAGACCAGGCAGAGAUAAGGGCCGAACAAGAUAUAAAGGCCGCCAGAGAGGCAAAGCUCGUAUAGCAGACGAAGAAUCCGAGUCUGAUAGCAAUUCGAGCGCUAGUUUCAGAAGUUCUACUAGAGAUAGCGCCCAUCGAGCCUACUAA